This is a messenger RNA of Trichoderma aggressivum f. europaeum, 993 nucleotides long. RefSeq lists its product as uncharacterized. The record is from RefSeq and is a predicted model, not a curated record. Gene Ontology annotation, molecular function: oxidoreductase activity. Gene Ontology annotation, cellular component: cytosol. Lineage: Eukaryota; Fungi; Ascomycota; Sordariomycetes; Hypocreales; Hypocreaceae. The transcript has 3 exons. Bases 1 to 993 code for a protein of 330 amino acids.
AUGUCUCUCCCAUCCCUCAAAGAGUACCGCCGAAAGCCCUACGAGGCCACCUCCCCCUCGCGACCAGAACUCAGCCAGGUCGGUAAAACCGUCGUCGUCACCGGAGGCAACAGUGGCAUCGGAUAUGCCAUCGCCCGCAACUUCGCCAAGGCUUCCGCCAAGCGAGUCAUCAUCUUGGGCCGCCGCCCCGACGUCGUUAAGGCUGCCGCCGAUAGGCUUGUCCAAGAGGCAAAGGAAUUCGGCUCCCCUUCCUUGGUGGAGGGCAGGGUCUGCGAUGUUGCAAGCCUCGAGGCCACCGAAGCUCUCUGGUCUGGUCUCGAGAAAGAGGGCAUCGUUGUCGAUGUCUUGGUCCUUAGCGCUGCGGCCCAUGGGAAAGUGUCUCCUAUUCUCAAGAGCGAUCUUGCUAGCGUUUGGGGCGAUUUCGAGGCAAAUGUGCGCUCUUCGCUGGAUUUCACGCAGAGAUUCUACAACCAGAAGGGCAAGGGCGUGGAUUCGCGCAAGUUCUUGGUGAACAUAUCUACCAUUGCCGCUUACAUGUGGGGUUCGAUGGCACCAGAGCGGCCAACUUACGGCUUGACCAAGAACGCUGGUACCACUUUGAUUCAGCAGAUCGCCAAGGAUACCGAUGUGAACGAUAUGCAAAUCGUGAGCUUCCACCCUGGCGGUGUUCUCACGGACAUGGCUCGCGCCGCGGGUGCCAGCGAAGAAAUGGGUAUUCCCUUCGAUGAUGAGAAUCUUCCAGGUCAAAUGGCUGUCUGGGCAGCUAGCCGAGAGGCCGAGCAUCUGCACGGCCGAUUUGUCUGGGCCAACUGGGAUGUUGAUGAGGUCAAGACUGUGCUGGGCAAGCAGAUUGCAAAAGAGCCCAACUUCUUGAAGGUUGGAAUCGAGGGACUGUCUGAGAAUCUCCCCAACCCCAUGAUCCCUCCCGAAAUGCUCGAGAAGAUUAUGCAGUUUCAGCAGGAUCUUCAGGCAAAGCUUGAGGCGCAGAAGUAG